AUUAGAGAUGAAUUUCGUACGGUAUAUCUAAUUAUUCUUAAAUUAUUUAAUUCACUUUAAUGCUUAGUCUUGUGUCAUAAUUGUCUAAUGUUUUCAUUUGUCUUCUAGAUGGCAUUGCCACACUCAACCAAGCCAUUCCCACAACCAACCACCUAAACGAUAACAACAACGCCUCAGUCCCAGACGAUUCUGAAUGCACCGUCCGUGAGCAGGACCGAUUCAUGCCAAUAGCAAACGUGAUCCGAAUCAUGCGAAAAACCCUACCUCCACAUGCCAAGAUAUCAGACGACGCGAAAGAGACCAUCCAAGAAUGCGUGUCCGAGUUCAUCAGCUUCGUUACGGGUGAAGCCAACGACCGGUGCCAGCGCGAGCAACGCAAGACUAUCACGGCCGAGGACGUGCUCUGGGCCAUGAGCAAGCUAGGGUUCGAUGACUACAUCGAACCCCUGACUAUGCACCUGCACCGUUAUCGGGAGUGCGAUGGCGGUGACCGUGGCUCCCUCAGAGGGGAGCCACUCAUGCUGAUGAAGUCGCGGGGUGCUAUGGUUGACCCCGCGGCUUCAACUAGCAUUGGUAACAACAUGACACAUGUUAAUUAUCCCUUGCCACCUAAUUUCACAAUGACUCAUCAUCAUCAUGGUUACUAUACUUAUGCACACAUGACUAAUGACAAUGUUGCUACAAAUUCUCAGGCUAAUCUUGAUGAGGCAAAUAAUAAUGUUGAAUCAUUUGGGGAGCAUAAUAAGUAGUAAGAUUUAAGAGUUCUAGGGAAAGAAAAAAAACUUGUACUAGUUUCUUUUAAUUUAUGUUUUUAAUUUAUCUUUGUAUGAACUAUUGUACUA
This is a messenger RNA of Solanum lycopersicum (tomato), 842 nucleotides long. Its product is annotated as nuclear transcription factor Y subunit B-4-like. Gene Ontology annotation, biological process: regulation of transcription by RNA polymerase II. Gene Ontology annotation, cellular component: CCAAT-binding factor complex; nucleus. NCBI's taxonomy places the organism in Eukaryota, Viridiplantae, Streptophyta, Magnoliopsida, Solanales, Solanaceae. Gene Ontology annotation, molecular function: protein heterodimerization activity; RNA polymerase II cis-regulatory region sequence-specific DNA binding; DNA-binding transcription activator activity, RNA polymerase II-specific. The record is from RefSeq and is a predicted model, not a curated record.